Messenger RNA from Thecamonas trahens ATCC 50062, 1172 nucleotides. Its product is annotated as progestin and adipoQ receptor family member 4. Gene Ontology annotation, molecular function: signaling receptor activity. Bases 68 to 1135 code for a protein of 355 amino acids. NCBI's taxonomy places the organism in Eukaryota, Apusomonadida, Apusomonadidae. Gene Ontology annotation, cellular component: membrane. The transcript has a single exon. The record is from RefSeq and is a predicted model, not a curated record.
AGGGGGAGCGGAUCGUGCGUAGAGAGCGCGCGCUUUGAGUACUUGUCUUGCUCUGGGCACGACAACGAUGGCGCCUCGAACGCGGAGCAGGAGUAGGAAGGGUGAGGAGAGCUCAGGGGCCGCAGGAGCCGGCUUGGCCGGUGGCAGCGGCGGCGGUGUGGAUGGGCAGCGGGCUGGGGCUGCGGCGCGGGAGGCUGGGACUGCGGAGAAGGAGAAGGUUGUUGCGGGCAAGUUCCAGCUGUUCCCGCCGCCGCCAGUGGGCCAUGUUGUGUCUGAGAUUGUGUCGCCGACGUACGAGCUUGUGGAGUAUGGUGAGGCGCCUGCGGUGCUGCAGUACAACAAGUUUGUGGAGACUGGGUACCGUGCGCAUCUGAGCACAGCGCAGGCGCUGGCCUCGUUUUGGCAUCUGCACAACGAGUCGAUGAACGUGUGGACGCACGGUGGUGGCUUUGUCUUCUUCCUCGUACUCUUCAUCCAGGGGUGGACCUCGUUUGGGUUUGUGGAUCCCAUCGAGUAUCUGCUGUGGACGUGCCAGACGUCGUCGGCGCUGAUCUGCUUCUUCUUCUCGGUCUCGUACCAUCUGUUCCAGUGCCACGGCGAGUGCUCGCUGACGUCGUACAAGGCGUGGCUCUCUUACGACUUGUGGGGUAUCCUGUACGCGUACGUGGCGUCGUCGAUCCGGCGGGUUUUCUACGCCCUCCACUGCUACCCGCGCCUCCGCAACCUGUGCCUCAUUGUCACGCUCGUCUUUGCCGCCGGCGUGCUGGUCACGGCGGUGACCGGCGCUCUGCUGGCCUCCCCCAAGAUGCGGGUUGCCAUCUUUGGCGCGCUCAUGGUUGCUGCCAACCUCUCGACUGUCUUCUCGCUGUAUCUCUCGGCCGGCUCGGCCGAGGCGCGGCAGCUGCACAUCCUCGCCAUUGUGCUGCAGGUAGUGGGCGGAACAAUCAACGCGACCCGCAUGCCCGAGCGCAUCCUCCCAUCGUGGAUCCGGCGCUCGUUCACCGACUACUAUUUCAACUCGCACGCCAUCAUGCACGUCGUUGUCGGCACCUCGGUCUACUGCACGUGGAUUGGGUGCAAUGCUGACUGGCAGUGGGCGAUGCACUCCGACGCGCCGUGCGCUGGCGUCGUGUAGGCGAACAACAAACAAUGGCCUCGUGCGGCACUUGACA